Molecule: messenger RNA, 429 nt
Organism: Pseudozyma hubeiensis SY62
Lineage: Eukaryota; Fungi; Basidiomycota; Ustilaginomycetes; Ustilaginales; Ustilaginaceae
Exons: 2
Coding region: 1-429 (142 amino acids)
Source: RefSeq, a predicted model, not a curated record
AUGAAUCGGUUCUCAGCCAUGGACAGGUGCAUCCGGUCGACAGGACGCUUAUGCUGCUCCCUUUUGAGAGAUGAUGAACCGUGCUUUAGGCGGAGCUCAAACCUGAGCCUCGAUUUGGCAGCUCGCUUACGCGAUGACAGCCGAAUUAAGACUGGCACGACCCCUUGGCACAAAAGCGCUUGUGUCCGAAGAAGCUCUGAAACGGAGACCACACGACCAGGCGAGUCGACCAAGAGUGUCAGCACGAUGCUUUCCCCAAGGAGAGCAGAAGAGGGGGUCGCGUGCUUCGAUCGACCACAUGCGGCAUCCCUCGACGGGAAACUUGCCGAAGGAUGCGGCUCAAGCAAUCCGAGAAAUCUGACCUCUUCGUCCACAGUACUCACGCAUCGCAAGAAUUGUGGCUUGAAUGGAUCCAUUUUGGACCUGUGA